UUUUUUUGCCACAAAAAUGGCAAUAAUGAAAAGAAAAUAUUCCAAAAUAAAAUUUAAUAUUUUACUCCAUUUAUUAUUUUCUUUCCUUUUUGUUUUCUUAUUUACCUCUUUAACUUCUUCAUGGUCUAUUGAAUUUCCAUCACCUUCUUCUUCUUCAACACUUCAAGAAGAAGAACUUCCUUUGCAUCCUUUAUCUCCACCCGAACGUUUACCAAAAAAUGACAAAAAAAUAAUUACUAAAAGACAGGCAUAUCAAGUUUAUUUGGGUGGAGAAGCUAGUGUUUCUAUUGAUAAAGGUGCUGAAGAUUCUGGACCUUGGGGUGAAUGGACAAAGGAAAGGGAUUGUUCCCGUUCAUGUGGUGGAGGUGUUUUGAUUGAAAGGAGAUUGUGUUCAGACAAUACAUGUCAAGGGCCAUCAAUUAGAUAUAUUUCUUGUAAUAUAGAGCCCUGUCCAGCUGGCACAAAAGAUUUUAGAUACGAACAAUGUUCUCAACAUAAUGAUGACCCUUUGGAUGGAAAAUAUUAUAAAUGGAUCCCCUAUGCCGGAAAAAACAAAUGUGAAUUAACUUGCCGUCCAGAAAAUGCCAAUUUUUAUUAUAAAUUUGCCGAGAAAGUUGUUGAUGGAACUAAAUGUGAUGCUUAUAGCGACGAUGUUUGUGUUGAUGCUAAUUGUUUACCUGUUGGGUGUGAUGGAAAACUUGGAUCUGUCGCCAAAAAAGACAAAUGUGGUGUUUGUAACGGAGACGGUUCUGCUUGCAAAACAGUAGAGGGUAUUUUUGAUGAGAGAGGAUUAGCUUUAGGUUAUCACGAUAUUGUGUCUAUACCUGUUGGUGCCACAGCAAUUCAUAUAGAAGAAUUGAGACCUUCCAGCAAUGUUUUUGCAAUUAAAAACUCUACUGGGGAUUGGUUAUUAAAUGGUAAUUAUCAAAUACAAGUAAUUACAAAAAAUAUUAUUGUUGGAGGAAGUGCUUUUAAAUAUGAAAAAGGAGAUGGUGGAACUGAAAAAUUAACAUCCAACGGUCCAUUAACAGAACCUUUAACAAUCUCUUUAUUACUUCAACGAACAACAACACCAAAAACUAGCAGCGCUGUUAAAUAUGAAUUUUCUAUACCUUUAGAAAAGGAUAUUAAAUAUUUAUGGAAACCUGGGGAAUGGUCUAGCUGUUCUGUUACUUGUGGAAAAGGUUUAAUAACUCGAACACUUUAUUGUACCGAUGUUGCAACACAUACACGAGUAGAUGAUUCCAUAUGUGAAGAACAAAACGCUACAAAACCAGAAUUUGAAAAGCCUUGUAAAACUGUUGACUGCGAACCUCAAUAUUUUGUUGGUGAAUGGGAACCAUGUUCGAGUACCUGUGGAGAUAAAGGACUUCAAUUUAGAGUUCUUUACUGUCAUCGAGUUUUUGCUGAUGGGCGUCGGACAACAGUUUCAGAUGGAAAUUGUACGGAACGAGGAAUUGAAAGGCCAGAAGCUAGAAGACAAUGCAAUAGAUUUCCUUGCCCAGAAUGGCAAGCAGGCCCUUGGUCUUCUUGUUCUUCACAAUGUGGGGAUGCUAAACAAUUUCGUUCUGUAACGUGUAGAAGUGCUAAAGAAGGGGAAGGAGGGAAAAUGUUACCUGCCGAUGCUUGUCCGGAUAAAGAUGGAAAGCCUCAAACAGAAAGGGAUUGCAAUUUAGGACCUUGUAAAGGUCUUCAAUUUAAAACUACUGAAUGGGAAUUGUGCCAACGUUGUAAUGACACAGAAGAACGGCGUAAUGUAACAUGCCAGGACCGCAAUGGAAGAGAAUAUCCUUUAGAAAAAUGUUUGGAAACACAAAAAAUUGGGGCAACAAAAAAGACAGAAAAAGCAAAAAUACCAGAAGAUAAACGCCCCUGUGCAAGUCCAGCCCCAUGCCUUUAUGAAUGGCAUUUUUCUCAAUGGUCGAAAUGUAGUACUGAAUGUGGACAUGGACAUAAAAGUAGAACUGUAUUUUGUGCUAUAAAUGAGCUUGGACAGACAAAGCGCGUAGAUGAGUCUUUAUGUGGAGGUGAUAAACCCAUUUCACAAGAGGAAUGCCUUAAUGAAGAAAAAUGUGAGGGUGUUUACUUUACUGGGCCUUGGUCUGAAUGUUCAGCAUCUUGUAAUGGGGGAAUCCAAACUCGGGCAGUUGUUUGUUUAAAUUAUGACAAAAAACCUGUCCCAGAAUGGUGUGAUGAAAGACUAAAACCUAUUGAACAACAAAUUUGUAACAAUCAAACAUGUCCUGUCUGCUCAGAAAGCGAAUUUGGUUGUUGUCUCGACAAUACAACAUUCGCAACUGGACAAUUCUAUGCUGGUUGUUCUAAUUGUUCAAUUUCUGAAUUUGGUUGUUGCUCAGAUAAUAUAACAGAAAAACAAGGAAAAGAUAAUCAGGGAUGUCCUGGGAGUGAAAAUGUUGAAGAGGAAGGCAGUGGAGAGGAACCAAUUGAGGAGGGAGGGAUUAAAGAAGAACUUUGCACACUUGAGAGUCAAACUGGUGAACGAUUGCAAAUACCUUGUACAACAAUUGCCCCAUCUGUUAUUGUUGGGGAUUUGCUUAAAGCAAAUGUUAGUGAAAAUGAAACUAUUAAUUGUUCUAAAACGGUAAAAGUCUUUCUGGUUUGGUUGUUUUAUCAGUUUUUAAUGAAGGAAUUUGGCUGUUGCCCAGAUUGGUAUACCCCGGCAGAAGGUCCAGAACUUGCUGGGUGUCCAGUCUUUACUUUAGGGACUUGUAAUGAAACUAAAUAUGGCUGUUGUUCUGAUGGUGUUACUCUGUCCCGGGGGCCUGACUUUCAAGGAUGUGGAGAACCUACUUGUGCUGCAUCGCUUUAUGGAUGUUGUAAAGACAGGAGAACAAUUGCUUUUGGACCUAAUUAUGGAGGUUGUGAAGGAGCCUUUUAUUCUAAUUUUUGUAUUAAAGGCUGUGAGCGUAGCAGUCUUUCUUGUGAACUCACCGAAUAUGGUUGUUGUCCAGACGGUACAACUCCUGCUUUAGGCAAAAAUGGGAAAGGAUGUGGGGCAAGUUGUUUAUUGACUAGGUAUGGAUGUUGUCCUGAUGGGAUUACGCAUGCAAAAGGCCCAGAUAAUGAUGGUUGCGGAUGUGUAUUCUCUCAAUAUGGCUGUUGUCCAGAUGGAAAAAAUUCGGCAAAAGGGCCAGGAUUUUAUGGCUGCCCAGAAAGCUGUGCCCAAAGUAAAUAUGGUUGUUGCCCUGAUGGACAGACGGCUUCUAGAGGCCCAAAUAAGGAAGGAUGUCCUUGCCAAUAUUCUCGUUGGGGUUGUUGUAAGGAUGGACAAACAACUGCUAUUGGGCCACAUGAAGAGGGCUGUGAUGAUUGUAGAUAUGGAAAGUAUGGAUGUUGUCAAGAUGGAAGUUCAAAAGCUUUUGGUCCAGACUUUGCUGGCUUGGCAAGUUGUGGAUUGCCUCAAGAUCAAGGCCAAGUUUGCUCAUCUAGCUAUAAACUAGCCUGGUAUUAUGAUAUGGCAGAAGCUAGGUGUGCACAAUUUUGGUAUGGCGGUUGUGGGGGAAAUGAAAAUCGUUUUGGAACUCAAGAGCAAUGCGAACAAAUUUGUGUUGAUCCACCAGGACUUGGUCGUUGUUAUUUACCAAAAGUUGAAGGCUCAAAGCGUUGUGAACAAUUAACACCUAGAUAUUCUUAUGAUUAUAUUUCUAAACAAUGUACUGCUUUUUGGCAUACAGGAUGUUUAGGGAAUUCUAAUAAUUUUCUUUCUUGGGAAGAAUGUCAGAGUUUUUGUGCGGGAGCGGAUGCAUCACAAGUCCAAGUUAAUAUUGUUCCAUAUCGAGGACCUAUUCCAAUAUCUCCACAACAUAAUCUUCAACCACCUCUAAUUCCCCAACAACAAUUACCCCAACAACCCCCUCCACCACCCCCACCGCCACCACAACCACCUCAACAACAACCUGUUAUUGCCCCUAUUGUACCUUCUAUCUCAGAAGAAAAAUUAUAUCCAACCCUUCGACCUCAACCUUUAAUUAUACCUCCAAAGAAACCAGAAAUUUCUCCUUUUGAAGAGGACGAUGCUUGUAGAAUGAUGCUAGACAGUGGAAAUUGUCGAAGUUAUGUGGAUAAAUAUUACUUUGAUGCAUUCAAUGGCGGCUGUUUCCGUUUUAUUUAUAGUGGAUGUGGCGGGAAUAGGAAUCGUUUUAAUACGGAAUCAGAAUGUACUCAACGUUGUGCACAUUUAAUUUCAUCUCCGACCAAACCUGGAUUUUUAGGCCAUAAACAACAAUUACAACCACUACCUUCAGCACACAGAACAAAUGCUCCUUUACCUGGAAAACAAGCUUUUUUAAAAACAAAGGAAAUGUGCAAUCUUCGACCAGACGUUGGUAAAUGUGAAGGACAUUUUGAUAGCUUCUAUUAUGAACUAGCUACUGGACAAUGUGAACGAUUUACCUAUUCUGGAUGUGGGGGGAAUGCAAACCGAUUUAAUAGUCUUGAUGAAUGUCAGGCCGUUUGCCUUCGCCGUCACGAUUUCCCUCCUCCUCCAGGCCCACAAACUCCAUUUAAAACUGCUUCAGCAUUUGUUCCCCCAGAACCUAGCCAACCAAUAAUUCCAGCUGCUGCUGGAAGUAUAAUACAAUUAACUGGAAGGGAAAAACAAAAAAAUCAACAACAAAUUUGUGAUUAUUCUAAAGAAACUGGGUCCUGUAAACAAUUUGUUACUAAAUGGUAUUACAAUAAAUCGGAUGGAACUUGUAAUAGAUUCCAUUAUGGAGGUAUUUUUAAAUUGAAAUUGUUGUUGUUAUACAUAAAUGAGUAG
This is a messenger RNA of Meloidogyne enterolobii, 4780 nucleotides long. Lineage: Eukaryota; Metazoa; Nematoda; Chromadorea; Rhabditida; Meloidogynidae. The record is from the annotation of a GenBank genome assembly.